This is a messenger RNA of Talaromyces rugulosus, 2232 nucleotides long. RefSeq lists its product as uncharacterized. Gene Ontology annotation, cellular component: cytoplasm. Lineage: Eukaryota; Fungi; Ascomycota; Eurotiomycetes; Eurotiales; Trichocomaceae. The coding region runs from base 1 to 2232 and encodes 743 amino acids. Gene Ontology annotation, molecular function: ATP binding; ATP hydrolysis activity. The record is from RefSeq and is a predicted model, not a curated record. The transcript is spliced from 2 exons.
AUGGCGGAGGCGCGUAUUUUCACAGUACGGCCUCUGGCGAAACAAGUACGCGGCGACCUACGUGAAUCGUUUCGCAUUUACCUAUCAACAGCAUCGCUCGCAUAUCUGAAACUAUCCCCGGGAAACCUCUGCUCUCUUCACGUUGAGGGAGCCACUGAGAAGAAGACCGCAAUUGCAUGGAACGCCGUCGAGCCCAUCAAGAACACCGUGAUCCAGGCGUCGGGCACGUUACAGGAAUUGUAUGGGAUCAAGCUGGGAGAUAAGCUUACCAUCACAAAGGUGGAAAGCGCACAUAAUGAGGCUGAGACAGUAUUUGUGGAAGAAUGCACUACCCCCGAAAAGCUAUUCAAAUAUGGGCCAUUGUCGGACGCUGACUUGAGACAUUGGGAAUGGACUCUCGAGUUUCCGCUCCUUCAGUGCGAAAUUAUCACCAUCGGUCUCGGUUUUGAUGUUGAGCUCAAGGGACAACGUAGGAGCUUCAAGGUCGCUAGGAUAUCGGCUCCGGGUGUUGCAGACCAGACUAUAUCUCGUUUCACAGAGCGUUCUGUCGUCAAAAUUGGCGGCGAUGGCGGUUCAGAAACAGUCGAACAUCCUAUUGCUGCUACCCUUGAAGUUAUAAACUCUGGUCUGGGUGGUUUAUCGAGUCAGAUCAACAAAAUAAAUCAAAUUUUGGUAGACUUCAACACGCAUGGCCUUUCUGCCUCUAUGCCUGAUUUCUACACGCUAAGCCGAGGAAUCCUCAUAUAUGGUCCAAAGGGAACGGGUAAAACUUCUCUACUGCAGCGAAUUGGCUCUGCUGGAUGGAAAAACACAUUCACCGUUCGGUCAUCAUUGUUGCAAACAAGUUCUGGGGAUGGCGAAGCGCAACUGCGCAAAAUCUUCAAAGAGGCGUCCAGCUCGCAGCCCAGCGCUAUUAUUGUCGACCAAAUCGAAUUCAUCGCGCCAAAGCGAACGUCUGCUCGAGAAGCAUCUUCGCUGUCGCAUGCCCUAUGCGAAUGCAUUGAUUCAUUAGGCAAAGACAAGGUCCUUGUGGUGGCAGCAACUCGUCACCCAAACGACGUUGACGAUGCUCUGAGAACACCUCAUCGAUUAGCAGUAGAGACUGAGAUCUCGGUCCCAACUGCAGCUGCUAGGAGAGAAAUUUUGUACGCAAUUCGAGGCGACUCUCCCGAACCGAAUGAUUCUCUCAUAGAUCUCAUGGCGGAAAAGACGCAUGGCUAUGUCGGUGCUGACCUUUUUGCUCUCCUCCAAACAUCUUGUCGUAAAGCACGAGAUCGGAUCCUUGAUAAUGGCGCAUUGGUGGGUUCGGAACCAGCCUCUGAUGACACGGCGCAAAAUAGUCCGUUCGAUCUACGAGAAGACGAUAUUCUCCAGGCCAUGCAGGAAAUUAGGCCUACUGCAAUGAGAGAGGUCUUCCUAGAGACGCCAAAGGUGAGAUGGACAGAUAUCGGUGGGCAAAAGGAGCUCAAACAGCACCUAAAGAAAGUGGUGGAACGACCCUUGAAGUUUCCCGAGAGGAUGCAGAGACUCAAUGUCAGAAGCAAAAAGGGAGUCUUACUCUACGGACCCCCGGGUUGCUCAAAGACGCUGGUUGCCAAAGCAUUGGCAACGGAGGCUGGGCUCAAUUUUCUCGCUGUCAGAGGUGCUGAGAUACUCAACCAGUAUGUCGGAGAAUCAGAACGUGCCCUGCGUGAGAUAUUCUCAAAGGCCCGUGCUGCCAGGCCCAGCAUAAUCUUCUUCGACGAGAUUGAUGCCAUUGCCGCCAAACGAAGCGGCUCCCAAGGAGGCGUAAAUGUCCUAACCACCCUUUUGAACGAGAUGGAUGGUAUCGAAGAGCUAAGAAACGUGCUUGUUGUGGCAGCGACCAACAAGCCAGACGUAUUGGAUCCUGCGUUAAUGCGUCCUGGGCGCUUGGACAACAUCGUAUACGUUGGACCACCCGAUUUUGAGGCUCGCAAAGAAAUAUUCUCUAUAUGGAUGAAAAAGUCCGUCAUCGGUCCGGACGUUGAUGUGGAUGAACUUGCCAUAAACACAGAGGGGUAUUCUGGUGCAGAAAUCAUCAGUCUCUGUGAGACUGCUGGUGAGGCCGCUCUAGAUGAUGAAGACACGACGAAUGAACCGCAAGAUAUCAUGCAGCGUCACUUUGAUAUUGCUUCUAAACGAGUCAAGAGCCAAUUGACGAGCGAGCUCAUCAUGGAAUACGAGGAAUGGAGCAAAUUAUCUGCAUUUUAG